Messenger RNA from Bubalus bubalis (water buffalo), 2986 nucleotides. RefSeq names its product small G protein signaling modulator 3 (gene SGSM3). The coding region runs from base 241 to 2490 and encodes 749 amino acids. The record is from RefSeq and is a predicted model, not a curated record. Lineage: Eukaryota; Metazoa; Chordata; Mammalia; Artiodactyla; Bovidae. The transcript is spliced from 22 exons. Gene Ontology annotation, molecular function: protein binding.
GCUCGGCCCCGCGCGCGUGCGUGGUGGCGCAGCCAAGCGCUGACAGGGGCCGAGCCGCGCUAGCCAGUGCAGGGUUGGCACCGUGGAGGCGGCGGCGCGCGGCGGUGAGGCAGCUGGACAUCCCCCGCCGGGCAGAUGUUUCUGGACCAGAUGACACUUGAGGAGCCUCCCAGCUCUGAGACACUAGGCUAGGAAACCCCAGUCUGGAUCUGCAGAAGAUUCUCCUGUCCUCUCCGCACAAUGUCAGGAAGUCACGUACCUUCUGCCAAUGGCCCCUUCUCAGCCCUGACUCCGAGUAUGUGGCCCCAGGAGAUCCUGGCCAAGUACGCGCAGGAGGAGGCCACCGUGGAGCAGCCAGAGUUCUGCUAUGAUGAGUUCGGGUUCCGCGUGGACAAGGAAGACGCAGAUGGCACCCCCUAUUCCGGCCAGCUGCUGGAGGACCCGCCCCAGAGGCUGCGCUGGCAGGCCCACCUGGAGUUCACCCACAACCACGACGUGGGGGACCUCACCUGGGACAAGAUCGCCGUCUCCCUGCCACGCUCGGAGAAGCUCCGCUCCCUGGUGCUGGCCGGGGUCCCCCAUAGCAUGAGGCCACAGCUGUGGAUGCGGCUGUCUGGGGCCCUGCAGAAGAAGAGGAACUCCGAACUGUCCUACCGAGAGAUCGUGAAGAACAGCUCCAACGAUGAGACCAUUGCUGCCAAGCAGAUCGAGAAGGACCUGCUCCGCACCAUGCCCAGCAACGCCUGCUUCGCCCACGUGAGCGGCGUCGGGGUGCCCCGCCUGCGCAGGGUGCUCCGAGCGCUGGCCUGGCUCUACCCGGAGAUCGGCUACUGCCAGGGCACGGGCAUGGUGGCUGCCUGCCUCCUGCUCUUCCUGGAGGAGGAUGACGCCUUCUGGAUGAUGUGCGCCAUCAUCGAGGACCUGCUCCCUGCCUCCUACUUCAGCACCACCCUGCUGGGCGUGCAGACGGACCAGCGCGUCCUGCGGCACCUCAUCGUCCAGUACUUGCCUCGCCUGGACAGGCUGCUCCAGGAGCACGACAUUGAGCUGUCGCUCAUCACGCUGCACUGGUUCCUCACGGCCUUCGCCAGCGUGGUGCACAUCCGCCUGCUGCUCCGCCUCUGGGACCUGUUUUUCUACGAGGGCUCCCUGGUGCUGUUCCAGGCCACGUUGGGCAUGCUGCGCCUCAAGGAGGACGAGCUGAUCCAGUCGGAGAACUCGGCCUCCAUCUUCAACACGCUGUCAGACAUCCCGUCACAGCUGGAGGACGCGGACCUGCUGCUGGCGGAGGCCAUGCGGCUGGCGGGCUCGCUCACCGCCGUGGCCGUGGAGACCCAGCGCCGCAAGCACCUGGCCUACCUCCUGGCCGACCAGGGCCAGCUCCUGGGCGCCCCCGCCACCACUGGCCUCUCUCAGGUGGUCCGCCGCAGGACUCAGCGGAGGAAGUCUGGCAUCACAUCGCUGCUCUUUGGGGAGGAUGACCUGGAGGCGAUGAAGGCCAAGAACAUCAAGCAGACGGAGCUGGUGGCUGACCUUCGGGAAGCCAUCCUGCGUGUGGCCCGCCACUUCCAGUGCGCGGACCCCAAGAACUGCAAUGUGGAGCUGACCCCGGACUACAGCAUGGAGAGCCACCAGCGGGACCAUGAAAACUACGUGGCCUGCUCGCGCGGCCACCCGCGCCGAGCCAAGGCCCUGCUGGACUUCGAGCGCCAUGACGACGACGAGCUGGGCUUCCGCAAGAACGACAUCAUCACGAUCGUCUCUCAGAAGGACGAGCACUGCUGGGUGGGCGAGCUGAACGGCCUGAGAGGCUGGUUUCCAGCCAAGUUCGUGGAAGUCCUGGAUGAGCGGAGCAAGGAGUACUCCAUCGCGGGGGACGAUGCUGUGACAGAGGGGGUCACAGACCUAGUGCGAGGGACCCUCUGCCCGGCCCUCAAGGCCCUAUUUGAACACGGACUGAAGAAGCCUUCACUGCUCGGGGGCGCCUGCCACCCCUGGCUGUUCAUCGAGGAGGCAGCGGGCCGGGAGGUCGAGAGAGACUUCGACUCCGUGUACUCGCGCCUGGUGCUGUGCAAGACGUACAGGUUGGAUGAAGAUGGCAAAGUCCUGACCCCAGAGGAGCUGCUCUACCGGGCUGUGCAGUCUGUUAACGUGACCCACGACGCCGCACACGCACAAAUGGACGUGAAGCUCCGCUCCCUCAUCUGCGUGGGGCUCAAGUGCUGCACCUGUGGCUGGAGGUGCUCUGCUCCAGCCUGCCCACGGUGGAGAAGUGGUACCAGCCCUGGUCCUUCCUGCGCAGCCCCGGCUGGGUCCAGAUCAAGUGUGAGCUGCGGGUCCUCUGCUGCUUCGCUUUCAGCCUCUCCCAGGACUGGGAGCUUCCUGCAAAGAGAGAGCGACCACCCUGGCCCUGCCACCUGGCUUCCUCGCCGUGUGCCCAGCAGCCAUGACAGGAGGGCUGUCUCGUGCAGGAGGAGAAGAAGCCCUUGAAGGAGGGCGUCCAGGACAUGCUGGUGAAGCACCACCUCUUCAGCUGGGACAUCGACGGGUGACAUGCUCCUCCAGGGGCCCUGUCUCACCCAGGCGCCGCCCCCCCCCCGCCCCCCACAAAGCGAGGAGAGAACGGCCGGCCCUGGCCAGCCCCAAGCUGCAGGGUCGAGGGGAAGACAGGCUCCAGCGUUCUGACUGGGCACCGUGGUCGGGGGGGGGGGGGGCGGUGGUCAGAGUGGCAGAGGAGGGCAGAGGGUGGCAGGAACAGGCGGGGGUGCCCAGCUUUGCCAGGUCCCCCCAGGGCUGGAGCAGGGCCCUGUCCUGCCAGCGUCUUUACAGAGGCCCUGGGCCCAGCUCCAUGGUGCCGACCAAAAACCUCGUGAGGGGGUGGCGCGCCAGCUCUGGGCUGUCAGGUUUUGCUCAGGAAGAGGGUGGGGUGGCUGAAGGCUCCUGGGCCUCCGUGAUUUAUAAAUAAACUCUUGUCUUUGAGAAAGCA